This is a messenger RNA of Anneissia japonica, 2341 nucleotides long. RefSeq names its product acid-sensing ion channel 3-like. Bases 38 to 1414 code for a protein of 458 amino acids. Gene Ontology annotation, molecular function: sodium channel activity. The transcript is spliced from 8 exons. The record is from RefSeq and is a predicted model, not a curated record. Gene Ontology annotation, biological process: sodium ion transport. Gene Ontology annotation, cellular component: membrane. Lineage: Eukaryota; Metazoa; Echinodermata; Crinoidea; Comatulida; Comatulidae.
UGGAGAACAAUGCAGCUCAGAUGACUUUGUGGAGAUAAUGACAAAUUAUGGUUUAUGCUACACAUUCGUACCACCACCGAAUAAAACCCUCAUCAACGAUAUUGGAUAUACAUACGGUUUGAGUUUAAUUUUGAACGUCGAAGUGCAGGAAUAUUACGCCGCACCAAGAGAAAAUGUUGGAUUUCGAAUAUAUGUGGCAAAUGAAAAUGAAAUUCCAGAUUUGCAGGCAUCUGGAAUCGAUGUGUCACCGGGAGCGCAAACGAAAAUAGCAAUUCGGAAAUCAGAGAUAACCAGUUUACCAUUUCCGUACAGUGAUUGCAUCAAAGCGGGCGCUGAAAAUCUGAAGUAUCUUAGCGAACCAUACACACACAAUAAAUGUAUAAUCGAAUGUGAAUCGGAAUUUGUCACCCAACAUUGCUCAUGUAGAAUGUAUCACUCUCCCGGAGACGGCAGCAUUCCAUUUUGUUCACCAAAACAAAUAAAUGAGUGCAUCCACUCAACUACCAGACAAUUUUUAUCAAUGAGGAAUCAGAUAUGUACUUGUCCCGAAGAAUGUGCAAAAGAGGAGUACAGUACAUCGAUGUCCUUUAGUGUCUUUCCUUCGAAGGGCAUUGCAAAUAUACUUCAAUCGUCCGGCCAAUUAAAUAUUACUGCACAGGCACUUGGAUACUAUAUUGGGCUAUACUCUACAUACAAGAUAUUUGAAGAGAAAGGAAGGGCCGAAGUUAAUGAUUAUUUGGCAAAUUUCACAUCGGACUUUCUUGCCAGAAUUAGGCCCCGGAUGCCAGUCAACCAGACGUUUGUCUUAUCACAUUGUGGUCCUUUGAUAUCCAGUUUAUAUACGAUUGCAUACAGCAUCAAGUAUAAAUUGACCACAUAUAUGAGCGACAAAAUGUAUUUCGGCUUUCAAUUCUCUGAUCCACAGUACGCAACUGAGUUUAAUUCAUCUCUUUAUUUUAACGCAAAGGGUAUUUCAAAAUCAUACCUUGGUGAAUUAACCAUGCCCAAUAGGCAACCAUUAUUGGCUGAGCUAGAUUCAUGUGUUACUGAAGUUUUCCACACAGUUAAAUAUCAGAAUGAUGAAAUAUACAAGGAGUUCUUUGAACAAUUUUUUAAUGUAUAUUACGAUGAACAGUUCAAGUUUAUAAAUAGCGUUUUCAAGAAUUGGUUGACUACACUUAUUAAGGAAAACAGUCAGGUGCAUUUGACUACGGAAUUUAUCAAAACUAAUUACGGUCGAGUUGACAUCUAUUUUGAAACGUUGAAAGUAACAGAGAUGACAGACCAACCUCGAUAUCAGUGGUUUUCACUUAUAUGUGACCUUGGUGGUUUGCUUGGUCUUUUCUUUGGGGCAAGCAUAGUGGCCUUCGUCGAAGCUAUUGAUUUUUGGUGCAUUCAGUGUUGUCACUGGUGAAAAGAGCAUUAUUCAUCUAAAACUUAUAGAUAGUGAACAUGAUAUCAGAGUUAGCCUGUCAUCAAAGAUGUGUUCUUUAUACCACCUUCCUAUCAUAUUGUUGUUAUUGCUGAACCAAAAAAUAUCAGUUGAUUAGGAAUGUUACACAUAAUUUUAUUUUAAUACGCAGUGGAUGUUAGAUAGAUAGAUGUGUUUACAUGGUAUGGCAGGACGAAAGCUAAAAAUAUUGAAAGUUCAUUGGUUGUAAAUUCGAUACCAGCUUACUAAGCUUAUUAAUUUAGGCAUGACAACAAUAAAUAUUAGAUUAUGUCGGGCUUAAAAAAACAAAACAAAAAAACCCCAAAAAACAAAAAAGCAAAGAACAAAAAAAAAAACCAAAAAAACACCCAUAUAUUAUAUUUCAUCCUGUUGUUGUAGCACUGUGCAGCAGAAAUACAGUGAUGCUGUCGGAAUCAAGGGAGCCCCAGAAAAUAUAAACGUCACAUUAUGACCUUGGGAACUUCAUCCUCCGUUCGUAAACUAAUGGGAUAAUAAGCAUAUGAUAUGAAAAAAGAAAUGAAACUUGUGUUAUAUGUUUAGAUAUAUUAGAUGGAAAAGUAAGUAUUCUAGUACAGUGAGUGAGCAGCAAGAUAGAAAGCUAUCCAAUGUUUCAUAGGAUUAUGAAGGACUGGAGAAAUAAAGGGCUUGUAUACAUGGCAAAUACGAAAUAUAACAGCGUUAUUUUUGGAUGUGCCUUUAGUUUUAUAAUAUUAUGAAAAACUAAUACAUUAUCGUUAUGUUAGAUAGUUAAAUCAAAGAUUAUGUAGUGAAUAUAAUUGUAUAUUGUGAUAUAAUUUACUAUAUUAGCAUGCUAAAUGUUACUGCUGAGAUAGGACAUUAAAUCCAGUCAACGACUUUAAACUGUCAUGUGGUGCAUAACGUAGUUAA